This is a messenger RNA of Saprolegnia diclina VS20, 912 nucleotides long. RefSeq lists its product as hypothetical. Lineage: Eukaryota; Oomycota; Saprolegniomycetes; Saprolegniales; Saprolegniaceae. The transcript has 2 exons. The record is from RefSeq and is a predicted model, not a curated record. Bases 1 to 912 code for a protein of 303 amino acids.
AUGUACUUUCAAGACCAGCAAAUUCAAUGCGCGCACUGCAGAAACGACCUAGAACCGUGGUCCAACUACAAGACGCGGUACGAAGGUUCCACCGCGUUCGAUAUUCCGCUGCGCGACGUCUUGAGCCAGUGCCCGCACCGGUCGUGCCGGCGUUCUCUGACCAAGGACGAGAUGUUCAAACUCCACCUUCUCGACGAGCCAAUCGCAUGCGGCGGCUGCAACAAGACGCUGCGCUACGAGACGUUUGAGAUCGCCACCUUCAUCCACGAAUACCCGACGAUGACGUACCGGUCCGAGGUGUGCGAAGGCGGCAAGGUCGAGAAGCGCCUUCACAUGCCCAAGGAGAUCCCGUCCGAUGGCCGCUGGGAGAGCUACACGAACGAGCUGCGACGAACAAUCGCGCAGUUUGCCAAGACGCAGCACACCGAGGGCGUCUACCGCUUCCGCGAGGUCGUCUAUGCCCAUCGCGUUGGCAUCUCGUCGCAGCCGCCCGGUGCGUUCUCGAUGGACCUGGUCCGUGGCAUGUACCGCCAGCUCAGCUUUGUGAUCAAAGUCUGCGCCAACUUUGACUACUGGAUGAACCCGACGAUUCUCCGCGCGUCGAUCCGCCGCUACGAGCAGUUUGUGCAGGUGAUCAGCAAAGGCGCGAUCAAGAAAGGCCUUGGUAUCGUGCCCACCGUCGACAUUGACCUCGCUUGGCACACGCACCAGACCCACCCACUGGCUUACCAAAAGUACACGACCAAGGUCGCCAAGCGCGUGCUCGACCACGACGACAGCGUCGGCGGCAGCGAUCUGCACGCGGGCUACCUCCACACGUGCGUCGCGUGGUCCAAGCUCUACAAGCAGCCGUACUCGUCGUACGUGCCGCCCAGUGGCCCAAGGCGCGUCUCGCUUUGUGGGUGUCGAUGA